Molecule: messenger RNA, 1590 nt
Organism: Ogataea haglerorum
Lineage: Eukaryota; Fungi; Ascomycota; Pichiomycetes; Pichiales; Pichiaceae
Exons: 1
Coding region: 1-1590 (529 amino acids)
Biological process (GO): transmembrane transport; carbohydrate transport
Cellular component (GO): membrane
Molecular function (GO): carbohydrate:proton symporter activity
Source: RefSeq, a predicted model, not a curated record
AUGGAAAAAAAAGAGCCCACUUUUGAGUUCACUAAAAAAGUAAGCCAAGAAAAUAAUGGCUUGGCAGAAAAAGCAAGAAAAGGUAUCAAGGAGGCUCGCUCGAUAUCAACAUGGCAAGCCCUGUGGACUCACAGAAAAGCCGUCUUUUGGACAUGGGCAAUAUCUUGGGCCAUUAUUAUGGAGGCCUACGAUGAUUCCCUAAUUUCUUCUGUCUAUGGAUACUCAACAUUUGCCAAGAAAUACGGAAGAUACUAUCCAAAAAUCAAGGAGUAUCAAAUUCCUGCCAGAUGGCAAACUGGUCUUAGUAUGGCAUCUCCUGUAGGUGAAAUUAUCGGCUUGUUGAUUAAUGGUUUGCUUGUUGAGAGAUACGGUUACAAGAAAGUUAUCAUGCCUUGCUACUUUCUAGCAACUGGAUUCAUUUUUAUCGUUUUCUUUGCUCCCAAUAUCCAUGUUUUGUUGGCAGGAGAAAUUUUAUGCACUAUUAUUUGGGGAUUACUUGGUGGAAUUGCUCCAGGUUAUGCAGCCGAAAUGUGCCCAACUGUCCUUCGCGGCUAUCUCACAAUGUAUGUUAACUUCACAUUCACUAUUGGACACUUCAUUAAAGCUGGUGUUCUCUGCGGAUUUUCAAAAAAUACAACUGAAUGGUCCUACAGAAUUCCAUUUGCGCUACAAUGGGUAUGGCCUAUUCCUUUGGCUCUCGUUACCUACUUUGCGCCAGAAUCACCAUGGUGGCUGAUCAGAAGAGGAAGACCCGAAGAGGCAAAACAGACGUUACUCAAGCUUAGAAAUGAAGAUGAAAGCGAAGAAGUCGAAAACGAGGUUGCGAUGAUGAUUCAUAGUGAUUUGCGCAAUCAAAAUGAUGAGCGAAACUACUCUUAUAAGGAUUGUUUUAGGGGAACAAAUCUCAGAAGAACUGAAAUUGUCGUCAUGGUUUGGAUGGCCCAACAGAUGGUGGGUUUUGGAGGAGUUUCUGGCUCAUAUUUUUUCGAGCAAGUCGGUUUCACACAAGCAAAGUCUUACUCAUUUACCUUCAUCGGUGAAGGUAUAGCCCUUUUUGGUGAUGUCAGCUCCUGGUUCUUCUCAGGUAUCUUUGGACACAGAAGACUUUACACGGGUGGCAUGUACUUCCAGUCUAUCAUUUAUUUCGUGGUUGCAAUCUUAGCAUUGGCACCGCAGGAUAAGGAUGGUCCAAAAUGGGCUGCAGCCAUUAUUUUAAUGACUCAAAGCUACUUCUAUGACUGCAGUAUUGGUCCGUUAGCUUUUGCUAUUACCUCUGAAACUCCAACAGCUCGUUUGAGAAACAAGACAUUUGCUGUUGGUCGUUCAAUAUACUACAUUUUGGGAAUUGUCCAGUCUGUCGCCAAUCCAUAUAUGAUCAACCCUACUCAAAGAAACUGGAAAGGUAAAGCCGCGUUCUUGCCUGCUAUUCUCAGUGCAAUGUGGGGCACUUGGUGUCUCUUUAGACUUCCAGAAACAAGAGCAAGAACAUUUGAAGAGCUCGAUGUCAUGUUCGAAAACAAGGUUCCGACAAGAAGUUUCCGUACUUAUGAUACUGAUGAUGCUUUGUUUGGAGAUGAAAUCGAGCCUUGA